GGGUGCAAGGGAGCACAACAGCACCCAUCUCGGACCAAGUCAAACCAAGAGUCUGCCUCCAUCGCUUCCAACGUGUUUUACUCUGGAAUCUAAUCAUGGAUAUCCCCAUCCAGUAUCCCUGGUACCGUAGGGCCUUCCCACAGCGACUCACUGACCUCUCCAUGGCAGAACCUCUCACUGAUUGGCCACUUUUCUGGCCCUUCCCCUGGUCCUUCAACUGGAUGCGCCCUUCCUCAAUGCGCUGGUUCAACUGGCCAGACAGUGGGUACAGUGAGAUGCGCAUUGAAAAGGAUCGCUAUGUCAUUUUACUUGAUGUGAAGCAUUUCUCGCCCGAGGAGCUGUCUGUCAUUGUUAGUGACGGAUCCAUCACCAUACACGGCAAACAUGAGGGCAGACAGGACGACCACGGCUUUGUGUCGAGAGAGUUUCGAAGGAAGUACAGACUUCCUGCUGGUGUGUCGGGUGCCGACGUCACCUCCAGUCUCUCGUUUGAUGGUAUUCUCACCAUCACUGCACCUCGGUCAUCCACCGGCCCUGAGCACCCUAUUCCUGUUUCCUGUGAAGACGGAGCACCUAAACAGAAUAUGUAGAGCGGGGUGACGCUACUCACUACUACUUACCCCAAGUGCUGCCUGUUUUUAUAACUAACCUGUUUCAGUAGUUUUGUAGUGCACUCAUGCAGUAGGCAGGGGAUACAGGGUUAGAUAUCUAAAGGGCAAGUGCCUUAUAAUUCUUUAGGAUCUUUAUUCUAACUCACUGUUAUUCGAAUGUCUCUGCCAGACAAUGGUGCUUUUAAACCAAAGGCUAAUUGACUAUAUUUGACACAUUUUUGUGCAGAUGCAGUGGGGAGGUGAAGGAUUAUGAUCACAAACCUGCAUAAUCCAUCAAAACUGCUUUUAUCACAAAAACUGCAGCUCCCUUUUAGUGGAAAUGGCUAUAGUACAUUUUAGGGAGUGGAAAUCGAAUACCUUCUCAAAAUUGUCAACUGAAGGUGAUAACAGACUAAAAUUGUCAAACUUAUUACAUUUACAGUGCACAGUACUGUCUGAGUUGGUAUGAGUAAGAUGCAAACUGUGCUUUGUUUAUUAUUUUUAGAAUAGUGUUGGUUUUUGUAUUUUACGUGGAGUAGGGAGUUCUCUGGAAGCAUACGCAGUCAUCUUUUGUUUGUUCAAUAAAUGACACCAAAGGACUUGGGACCAGGUGUGUUCACGUUGAGAGGAUGACCUCGUGUGAGAAUGAGCAGGAGGGAAAAAGGGGACUCUGGAGAAACUGAUUUUUGGAGAGGGACAGAUUUUAUCAUUGGGCUCCUUUUCUGCUGAGGAGCAUGGCCUCUGAGCUGCUAAGGAAAGUGUGUGUGGAUGUAUGUGAGAGAGAGUGCAUAUGUAGAUGCAAAGGUUACAGAUAAUUCCUUCAUUUCGGCAACAACCCUCUGGCAUAUUAACACAGAAAAAUAGAAUAAAUGUUGAAACUCAAAAUCACAUGUCUGUGUGUGUUCCUUUUUUUAAUGUCGGUUUUUUGAAAGGCACAAAACAACAAAUGCAUACAAUACAUUUGGAGAGAAGCUGAUGAAUCAUACUUGAAUCAUGAUUAGUUUAUUUGCAGUGCAAUUUGUCCACUGCUGCAAAAUCCCCUUUACUAAUUCCAAAGAAAUCUGUUAUAUUUUGUGUUGAUAUUUUGUAGACAGUUGACACGCAUUGCUAUUUAUUUUGUCAUGCAAAACAACCCAAGGAAUGGAGCACAAAUAGCGUGAAUCAAAAAAUGUGAAACAGAUACAAUCAGAACGAUGGAGUAUUACAGAGAGAAACGGACACAAGUCAAAUAUAGAGCGUUAAGCAGCAAUAGUCCUUUUAAAGCGCUUUGAAAUCUUCAUUAUGAUCCCCAUCUACAUUCAUAUUUUGUUGUGCUGAGCUGUGCAUAUCUUCUAAGGUGCAGGUUAUCAACAGAUUGGAUUAGCAAAACUACAUAUUGUCAACAAUCUGUGUAAAAUAAUGAAAAAAUGUUGUCUUGGAUUGUAUUUUAUAACCAUGUUGGUCUCUUUGUUAGUAAGUGCAGCAUUAGUUGCAGUAGAAGUCCCAUUUCUGAAAAUAAAAGAGAGGUAGAAUUAAAAGAAAGCAUCACUUGUUCUUUACAUGAGUGUGUAUAAAUGAGUGUGUGUUAACCUACAGUAGUCUUGACUUCAGUGCUGGCUGGCAUGAGAGGAUGGUUCUCCUCCACUACACUGCUUGGGAAGUGACCAAUGCGAGCCUCCUGCUGUCCGUAAUAGGAGUCUUGUACCUGCAAACAGAUGAAAUCGACUCAAAUUAUUGACAUUGUCACUUUUGAGAGGUGUGUUCUGGAGAGGAUUACAUCAUGACUUAAACAAAGACACGACAAGUGUUUUGGUUUAGAGCUGUGUCAAAGCAAAAGGCUUUUUUUUAACUUACACUGCCUGCCCAGAAGAGGUUCCCUCUGUCCUUUAGCAUUGCAUAAACAUAGAUGAGCUGCCCCUGUCUGAUUGGGAUGAACCUGCAGUCACCAGGGUAGUAGUCCUGCACUGCACGAGCUAUCAGGAUAGGAUCUGUGCAGGAAUAGAUGUCAUAUUGUAAUGCACAUUAAGAAAGCUAAGCAUGUGUAUCAUCAUUUCCAUUCUACCUACUACACUGUUGUUUAACUGUCACUAGCAGCUAAAAGAAGUUAGUGUGAUACUUACGGCUGCAUUCCGAGUCAGCGCAGAGUUUCUUGUCAGAGAGUUUAGGCAUCUGCCUUCCAGCUUCAGAGGUGGGCAUCAAAAGCCACACUGAAAGAGCAAGCCAGAGUUUGCAAUGCAUGUCUGUAUUUGAAAGCACCUAAUGAUCCAACGCUCUUGAUUAAAGCUUAUUAAAAGCUU
Eleginops maclovinus (Patagonian blennie) is the source of this 2866-nucleotide messenger RNA. RefSeq names its product alpha-crystallin B chain-like. Lineage: Eukaryota; Metazoa; Chordata; Actinopteri; Perciformes; Eleginopidae. Gene Ontology annotation, cellular component: cytoplasm; nucleus. Bases 96 to 590 code for a protein of 164 amino acids. The transcript has 3 exons. Gene Ontology annotation, biological process: protein refolding; response to heat; negative regulation of apoptotic process. The record is from RefSeq and is a predicted model, not a curated record.